AUGUUCUCUCUCCGCUCAGCGCGUCUGCGGCCAUUCGCCACAUGCUCUUACCGCAGCGUCACCCGCCCGAGCAACUACGACCACUUGAGAAACUGGACAAACUCUCCGCCCCUUACGCCCCUCGACAUCACGGCCACGACCUUUGAGACGCUGUCGCUCGAGCUCCUCGCCGACGCAAACGUCCUCCACCUGCAGCUCCAUCGCCCGCAGGCUGUCAAUGCCAUGAACAUGGCCAUGUGGGUCGAGCUCGCGCGCGUCUUUGAGCUCGUCGAGCGCACGCCGCGCGUUGCAGCGGUGAUCGUCUCGGGCGCCGGACGCGGCUUCUCGAGCGGCAUGGACCUCGACGUGUUCCAGCAGAUGCAGACCAUUGCGGCCGACGAGCCGUGCGACGGACGCAAACGCGAGCGGCUCUUGCACGUGAUUGACCAGUUCCAGCGCGUCGUGUCGGCCCCGGAACAGUGCCGCGUGCCGGUCAUUGCGGCCGUGCACGGCCCCUGCAUUGGCGCCGCUGUGGACUUUGUCACGGCCUGUGACUUGCGCUACGCAGACGUCAGUGCGCGCUUCGCCGUGAAAGAAGUGGACCUCGCGAUCGUGGCCGACCUCGGCACGUUGCAGCGGCUGCCGAAGCUCAUUGGCGAGCAACGCGCCAAGGAACUCGCGUACACGGGCCGCUCGGUCAGCGGCCGGGAAGCAGAGACACUCGGCCUUGUGCUCAAGGCACUGCCGGACCACGACGCGCUCUUGGGCCACGUCCGGGACGUCGCGACUGCAAUUGCUGCCAAAAGUCCGCUUGCCGUGCGCGGCAUCAAGCGGACGAUCCACUACCAACGGGACCACUCGACGGCGGACGCACUGCUGCAGGUGCGCUACCACAACGCGGCGGUGCUGUACAGUGACGACUUGACGCAGGCGGUACGUGCGACGAGGAAAGGGACUGCGCCGACGUUCCGUGACGACUAG
This is a messenger RNA of Hyaloperonospora brassicae, 960 nucleotides long. Lineage: Eukaryota; Oomycota; Peronosporomycetes; Peronosporales; Peronosporaceae. The record is from the annotation of a GenBank genome assembly.